GGUGUGCCACUGAAUAUAAAGAGGAAGGAUGGGAGGCUGAGCGCACAGGACUGAGAGGUGAAGACAGGUGUGGCUUUAAGAUGAAUCAACUUGUGGUUAUCGUUGCGACACUCUUUGUCCCCACUACAUACGGUGCUGCAGGCGGUUUGUGGUGUUACCAUGAUCCUAGUUGUGAUGACACCACCUGGUCCACCAUUGCCAGUGAACAUUGCAACGGAUCCCGUCAGUCUCCCAUCAACAUCGCCUCUGCAUCAGCAGUGGGCGAUGAAACCCUGACUGCCUUCAACUUCACCAAAUACGGAGACAACUCUACAAUGAAGAAUAUCAAGAACACUGGCAAAACUGUCAAAGUGGAACUGACAAGUGGCGUCCAGGUUACAGGUGGGGCCCUGUCUGAGGCCUAUGACAGCCUGCAGUUUCACCUCCACUGGGGGAAUGGUACCUCAGUACCUGGGUCGGAGCACACAGUGGAUGGAACCCGCUACCCCAUGGAGUUGCACAUAGUAAAUGCAAAGUCUUCACACAACGGUAACACGACCACGGCCGUUGCAGACAGCACGGGACUCGCUGCUCUUGGCUUCUUCAUAGAGGCCAUGCCGGGUAAUGCAACUGGUUCACCAGCAGCCUGGAAUACUCUGACAUCCUACUUGGCCAACAUCACACUAAAGGAUGAUAUUGUGAACAUUACUCGUGCUAUUUCAUUGGAUGAGCUCCUGGAAGGGGUGGACCGUACCAAAUACUACCGUUACCUUGGCUCCCUGACUACUCCAAAUUGCAACGAGGCUGUGGUUUGGACCGUGUUCAAGGACCCUAUCAAAGUCAGCCAGGACUUGAUUGAUCUCUUCAGUACAACAUUGCACAUUGACCACAACUCCACCUCUGCCUUGAUGACCAAUGUCUUCAGGAGCAUCCAGCCGUUCAAUGACUGGGUGGUGACGACCCAGAGCCGUCCAGCUUCGGGAGCCUCCACAAUGUGCUCCUCUCUGGGCCUCAUGGCCCUGGCCUGGAUGCUGCUGAGGGUUUAGUGAUGGCGAAAUACUCCUUACCUGAAGUGCAUUGCCAUAUCUCCAUGAACCCUCAAUCUACCAACAUAUUUUCCUUAUAUCGAUUACCAACAAGGGUCAUCUUGACCCCAAGAAGAAACUUUUGGAAUAAGCAACAAUCAUAGCGAAAUGUGCCCAGUGGAUAAAGCCAUUAUUUAUUUUCGAAACAUAAUUAUUUAGAAAUGUAAUGAAUGUUAUCUGAUAUAAAAUAACCUAAGCAAACUGUUUUUUUUUCAAAAAGAAAACAAUGUUUUUCCUGUAUAUAAUGGGCAGCUUGAGUACAAUCAACCUUAGUACAAACAUCAUAUUUAUCAUCAUUUGAUUAAAGUAUCACUUAGUUUUCAGAAUUUUGCAGUAAAUAUUAAUGUUGUCAUAUGAAUAUUGUAAAAAUGACUGCCAUUUAAAAAGGUUGUUCAAUUCACUUUUAAAAGAGACAUUGACACAAAAUAUGACUUAGUGUUCUUUUUUUCCUAACUCCACAUGAGCAUCGCUGCUGGUGAAACAAUGGGAGUGGUAGGGGCUAUUGGCAACAUGCUUCAAAAUACAUGACACAAUCCUUUAAGUCACUUCCGAUCAAAACGGUAUAGCACCUACAAUGUUUUAAGUUGCACAUAUAUAAUACUGAGGAAGAAAGGAAUUCAGGUAUUCAUUUAACAUUUUCAGUAGAAUAAAAACAUCUCUGAGAAUACACACCAAUAGAAACUGUGUACAUUCCGAGUAUAGCUGGUUUCUGUAUUACAGUUCCUCCAAGUACUCAGACCACCGACAGACUUUAAUGACUUGGUUUGAUUGCAACUAAGCACACAUCCAAGGUAGUAUUGAUUUUGAUGGGGAUUUUUUAUUGUUAUGCUAAUUCAAUUUCUAAGGGCCUUUGGAGAAAUAGCAUCCACACAUGCGGCUUCAUCUCGAUGUACUUUUCAAUUUUAGGCUUUUCAAAUAUAUUCCCUUCUCCUUUCUCUUGUUUAUAAUAUGGCUAUAUUCCCAAUAAUAUUCCUUUAUACAAUGAAGCUUUUACAUGUAUAUUUCUGUCUUUAUAAUAAUAGUAAUAAUAAACAUGUAGAAUGCAUUUCCCAUGCUCAA
This is a messenger RNA of Oncorhynchus nerka (sockeye salmon), 2123 nucleotides long. Its product is annotated as carbonic anhydrase 4-like. Gene Ontology annotation, cellular component: plasma membrane. Gene Ontology annotation, molecular function: carbonate dehydratase activity; zinc ion binding. Gene Ontology annotation, biological process: one-carbon metabolic process. NCBI's taxonomy places the organism in Eukaryota, Metazoa, Chordata, Actinopteri, Salmoniformes, Salmonidae. The coding region runs from base 81 to 1025 and encodes 314 amino acids. The record is from RefSeq and is a predicted model, not a curated record. The transcript has 9 exons.